AUGUUGAACAUCAAUAUGCCACUGCUGGACACUUUACAAGUUCCAACCUACAAUCGCUACUUCAAGAAUAUCUUGACAAACAAGCGAGAGAUUCCGCAGUUCACUAUAGAUCACAUCAAGAUGACAGAAGAGUGCAAUGCUGCAAUCACUAAUCAAGCUCCCGAGAAGAAAAGAGAUCCUGAAUGUCCAACCAUCUCGUGUUCACUUGGAGCGGUAAUAUUUGAAAGGGCAUUAUGUGAUCUUGGCACAAGUGUGAGCGUCAUGCCUAAAGCUGUGUUUGAGAAGGUACGCCUGCUGGAGCCAGAACCAAUGGCUAUGUGCCUGGAGUUGGCAGACAACACCGUUCGCUAUUCCGAAGGUAUUGUUGAAGAUGUACCUGUGAAGAUCGGGAAUCACUUUGUCCCUGUUGACUUCAUGAUACUCGAGAUAGGAGGAGGAGCUAAAUCCCCACUCAUCCUGGGAAUGCCGUUCUUGAAGACUGCAAGAGCAAAUAUAGAUGUUGGGAAGGGCGAGAUCAAGUUUGACAUCAAUGGCACUAUGAGCGCGUUCAAGUUUCUCCCACACUUUGAGGUAUGCAACAUGAUUUCUAGCAAGUAUAUACCGCCACAUUGGCGUGUCAAGUAG
Messenger RNA from Setaria italica (foxtail millet), 624 nucleotides. RefSeq lists its product as uncharacterized. Lineage: Eukaryota; Viridiplantae; Streptophyta; Magnoliopsida; Poales; Poaceae. The record is from RefSeq and is a predicted model, not a curated record. The coding region runs from base 1 to 624 and encodes 207 amino acids. The transcript has a single exon.